CUUUUGGAGCCUGCUUGUGAAGAUGAGCCCGGCAGGAGAGCAGAGCCCUCCGAGAGAGCCGACAUCCUCUCCCUAGCCGAUGACCUUCAUUUACCUGUUGCUGUACCUGAAGUUCCCUCCUCACCAAGACAUGAAUUCCCUGCAGACUGGAGUAUUAAAACACGACUUUUAUUUACGUCUUCCCAACCUUUUACCUGGGCAGAACAUUUAAAAGCACAUGAGGAAGCUCAAGGAUUUGCUCAGCAUUGUAGAGCUACAGAAACAAACCUGCCACAGAGCAUACAGGAACCAAAACUGUCCACAGAACUGCGUUGUGCCUUUCAGCAAAGCCUCGUUUACUGGCUUCACCCUUCACUGCCGUGGCUGCAGCUGUUCCCUCGGAUUGGAGCAGAUAGAAGAAUAGCUGGAAAGGCCAGUCCUUGGUCACAGGAUGAAGCCUUGCAACAAGUACUAAUGAGUGACUGGUCUGUCAGCUUUACUUCUCUGUACAAUCUGCUCAAAGCCAAACUGUGUCCCUACUUCUAUGUAUGUACCUACCAGUUUACUGUCCUGUUCCGUGCAGCUGGUCUUGCAGGAAGUGACGUUAUCACAGCUGUAAUUUCUCCCACAACCAGAGGUUUAAGGGAAGCCAUGAGAAAUGAAGGCAUAGAGUUUUCUUUACCUUUGGUAGAAGAAAGUAGAACCAGAAAACAGAAAAACUCUGAAGUUAAUUUGGAAGCAGAAGUUGCUAACAGCCUUGAAGUGGGCGACAGCACGGGAGAUGGAGAGGAACCAGCUCCAAGUGAUGAUGAUGAUGAAAGUUUCUCUUGGCUUGAGGAGAUGGGAGUCCAAGACAAGGUUAAGAAACCAGGUGCUAUUUCUAUUAAACUCCGUAAGGAGAAGCAUGAGGUGCAGAUGGAUCACAAACCUGAAUCCCUUGCAUUAGUGAAAGGAACAAACACAUUCACCUUGCUGAACUUCUUGAUAAACUGUAAGAGCCUAGUGGCUGUUGCGGGCCCACAAGCAGGGCUUCCACCAACUUUGUUGUCCCCUGUUGCUUUCCGAGGUGGAACAAUGCAGACACUCAAAGCUCGAAGUAUAAAUGCCAAAGCCAGGGUUCACUUGGCAUAUGAGGAUGUCUUCAGCUUGGAGAUCGUAGGCCCCGUCAUGCCUCAUUCCCUGCAUUCGCUGGCCACGCUGCUCAGGUCGGCGCAGAGGGGAGCGUUCUCGGCUGUGUUAUAUACACACGAGCCCACUGCUGUCUUUAACACUCAUGUUGGCAAUGCAAGCCCUGCCUUAAAUAAGGAAACCAUAUGUAAAGGUCUUCCUACGUGUGGACUGCAUCCUAAGACUUUGGAUCAACUGAGUCAGUGUCCAGUACUGGGAAAAUCUUCCAUCCGCUUUCUGGAGCUGAAGGAUUAUGCUUACACCUGGAAGUCCUAG
Messenger RNA from Antrostomus carolinensis (chuck-will's-widow), 1422 nucleotides. It is a transcript of the gene DONSON, whose product is annotated as DNA replication fork stabilization factor DONSON. The transcript has 9 exons. The annotation marks the transcript as partial. Gene Ontology annotation, biological process: nuclear DNA replication. Lineage: Eukaryota; Metazoa; Chordata; Aves; Caprimulgiformes; Caprimulgidae. The record is from RefSeq and is a predicted model, not a curated record. Gene Ontology annotation, cellular component: nucleus.